Molecule: messenger RNA, 861 nt
Organism: Oppia nitens
Lineage: Eukaryota; Metazoa; Arthropoda; Arachnida; Sarcoptiformes; Oppiidae
Product: keratin, type II cytoskeletal 1-like
Exons: 2
Coding region: 1-861 (286 amino acids)
Source: RefSeq, a predicted model, not a curated record
AUGUAUAAAGUUGCAGUCAUAUCAUUAGCGAUAAUAUAUUGCACAGUAGCGGUAAAUGCCGGAGGAGGUGGUGGUGGCUAUGGUAGCUCAGGAGGGGGUAGUGGUGGUGGCUAUGGAGGUGGAAGUUUCGGCGGCUCCUAUAGUGGUGGUGGCGGCGGCGGAUAUGGUGGAGGACGUGGUGGUGGAGGAUAUGGCGGUGGAGGACGUGGUGGUAGUGGUGGACGAUAUGGAGGUCGCGGCGGUGGUGGUGGCGAUCGCGGAGGUCGCGGCGGAAACAUCAUACCGGCUGCCAUCACAACCAAACACAGUGUCGAAUAUAUUGAUGUCGAUCUACCGCAGGACGACAUCGAGCCGCAGAUUGUCGAAGUCGAUGCCGGCCAUCUACCUCUUGUCAUACAUUUUAAGUCGGCAUCGAGUCGACUACAGGUUCACCAGAGUCACGAAGGUGCCGGUGCUGGCGAAGAACAACGAACCCAAUCCGAGGACGAACCUCAUCGUCUGGUCCACGAAGUGACCAAACCUAUCAUACAAGAGGUUCACGAAGUAAUUACACCCUACAGACGGGUUAUCCAAGAGAUCCGACCGGUCGAAGAGGAAGUCAAGACUAUUGUUGCACGCGGUGAUGGUCGCCGACGUGGCGGCGAUGGUUACGAUGGCGGCGAUGGCGGUUAUGGUGGCGGUAGAAGACGCGGCGGCGGCGGUGGUGGAGGUUAUGGUGGCGGCCGAGGAGGCGGUUAUGGUGGUGGUAGUAGUAGUGGAGGAAUAACUGGCGGUUCCUAUGGAACCGGUAGCGGCGGUAGAGGAUCCUAUAGUUCGGGUGGCGGCGGCUCGGGAUCGGGUGGUAAAAGUUAUAGAGCAUAA